GCUAAUGUCAUUGGAGCAGUUGGCUCAGUCUGAAAUGAAAAUUCAAUUACUUUUCCCCCCGAAACAAGUUGAGUGGAAAAUAAAACUGCAUGAAAAUAUGGAUAGGCUUAUUGGAGCCCUCAAUGGUAUUCAGUCUUCAAGAGAGAGUUUACGAACCAUUGAAACUAGUCAUGGAGUAUUUUCUUUCCAGAGGUGGUUUAUCUCUAUAAGACAAAGGAUUCUGGAGUGUACUCUAGAUAUUCUUAAGCUUUGUGGAAAUUAUGAAAUCCAAGUAGAAAAGAAUAUGCAAAUAUCCUUUCGGUUAUUGAAGAUAGCACGAGAGCUCGAUCUAAUAACUUUGUUUUCGUCCUUAGAAAUGAAUAAGAGAAAUUUGGAGAUCUUCCAAGCACUUGCACUAAGUUGUUCUAUGUUGGCUUUCACCACUGGAUUUUCUCUGUCGUAUUCUAACAUUACCGAUGGUUCAGAAAAUUUGGAUAAUUUAAAUGGUACAUUAGCUCAUGACUUAUUCUGCCGCUUGGAACUUGUUGAAGGGGAAGCCAUAAAAGAACUCGGCUCACUUUUGAGGAUUUAUGGGCCAACCAAAUGUUUUUCUUUUCUGCAUUCGCGGAAUCGGGUCUCAAGUAGUAAUGGCGAUGCAAAAGGCUUAAUUAAGAUUUGUGGUGAUGCAGUUACAGCUGUUGUUGGCAUGGUAUUUAAAACCAACCCAGGAAAUGAUGGAACUAGUCGCCAGAUUCCAUCGGAUGGCUUGCAACUUCUGUUGGAUACAAUAGCAAAAUGGAUGCACAUCCCUUUUCGAAUGCCCAAGCGGUUUUUUCAAAUGAGGCCUUUCAUUUCUUGUGAACUCUUUGCCUCAAGUUCAACUAAAUAUCAGGAGGAGAUUUCAGUCAAGCAAGGCUUCCAUUUAUCGCUAAAUCUAUGCAUCCAGUUGAAGAACAUUCCAGAUAAUUCUUCUCUCCGUCUGACCAAACUUUAUUGUAUCCUUCAAUGUAAAUCAUCCUCUCGUGUCUUGAACCGACAUUCAGAGGAGCAAAUGGAGGUGGAUGGACCAGAAUACGAGGCAGAUGACAUGGUAGAUUUGAACGACAAGUUAUUUCAGCAUAUUGUAAACGAAAGCAAUAGGAAUAGUGGCGAAACAAACAAGAAAAAGAGUGACGACGAAGAUGUAUUUAUCGUGGAAACAGUUGUGUCCUUUGAACCUAAUGAGAGUGGGAUUGGCUUCUCCGCUUGCUUGUUUGAUGUUUCAAAUUUUGGUGUUGGAUUUUAUAGGAUUAAAUGGCAUAGCUGUUGUUUAGACAGUGAAGAUUCUUGUUGGAGCCUUUUCCCUCUAAAUCCUUCUCUUGAUUUUACAGUUGUUCAAGAAAUUAAUCAAUAA
This is a messenger RNA of Impatiens glandulifera, 1372 nucleotides long. RefSeq lists its product as uncharacterized. The record is from RefSeq and is a predicted model, not a curated record. The transcript has 2 exons. Gene Ontology annotation, cellular component: integrator complex. Lineage: Eukaryota; Viridiplantae; Streptophyta; Magnoliopsida; Ericales; Balsaminaceae. Bases 5 to 1372 code for a protein of 455 amino acids. Gene Ontology annotation, biological process: snRNA 3'-end processing.